UAAUUUAUUAGCUACUAACAUGUAAAUAUCGACUAAAGUAUUCCUAAAAUUUGGUAGAUUUCUCUUGAUAGAUUCUACAUAAAUGAAUGUAGAGCAGUUCAGGCUAUGGCAGUUAUAGUGAUUUCAAGUUGCAAAGAAGAUUAUGACAUUCGCUGUGAAGAAUUUGCGAAGUUUCGUAAGAAAAAUCAUAGUUUAAUCAUUACAUCUAUUUUCUUAUAGAAAUUCAUAGAAGAAUAUGAAAAAAUAUCUGAUGAAGUUUCUGAGUGGAGAUAAUUAAUAUCUUCUACAGCUUAUGAACAUACGCGCAUAAUUUAAAGAAAUGAAGUGAUAAACAUAUUAUACAUGUAUAUGUAUAUUAUACACACAGAAGGCGUGUAAAAUGAAAAGUAUAAAAACAAGAAUUUCAUAGGUACAGACUUUGACUUUCAUGGACUUCUUUGAAAUAAGAAUUGAAAGUAUAAUCAUAACAAUCAUAAUCAAUUCUUACGUUGAUGUUCAAAGUUCUUUCAUUACGUAAAAUAUCGUAUUUUUUUUCGCAAUCUAUAUGUAAGUGUAUACAUCAGACACGCUACAAGUGCGACCAUGGAUCAACCUCGAGGUGUAUCAUUCAACAAUGCCGAUGCACGAACAUAUUCAGUGGUUCCGAAUACAUCAUUUAUAUCGAUUAAGGAUGAAAGUCGUGAAUUAAUGGCUGUAUGGCCCGAUAUCGUACGUGAUCUCACGGAUGCUGGUCGUCAUCUUGACAUACCAGAUGUUACCAAAUGGCUAAUGAAGGUAUUGCAAUACAAUGUUCCAUGUGGAGGGAAGAAUAGAGCGUUAACGGUUGUAGAAGCAUACAAAUCAUUAAGUCCUCCCGAUCAAAUAACGGAAGAAAAUCUUCGUUUAACUCGUAUACUAGGCUGGUGCACAGAAUUGUUGCAAGCGUUCUUGCUGAUGGUAGAUGAUAUUCAAGAUCACUCAGAAAUGCGACGAAAUCAACCGUGCUGGUAUCUAUACAAUGACAUUGGAUUAACGGCUAUUAACGACGCUUUAAUGCUGGAAAUGUGUAUAUAUCAGCUCCUUAAGAAACAUUUUAAGACAAAAGAAUGUUAUGUAAAUCUCUUAGAACAAUUUCUAUCCGUUUCUUUAAAAACGGAAAUGGGUCAAUGUCUAGAUUUAUUAUCAACAAAUUUUGGAAAGAAACCGAAUCUAGAUCUAUUUACAAUGGAUAGAUAUAAUUCUAUUGUGAAAUAUAAAACAGGUUACUAUACGUUUGUGUUACCAGCCACUGCUGCUAUGAGUUUUGCUGGUAUAACAGAUCCCGAAAUGUAUAGGCAAGCAAAAACAAUUUUGUUAGAAAUGGGACAUCUUUUUCAAGUAAAAGAUGAUUAUUUAGAUUGUUAUGGUAGUAUAGAAGACAUUGGAAAAACUGGUACAGAUAUAGCAGAGGGAAAAUGUUCAUGGCUUAUUGUUGUAGCUUUACAACGUGCUACACCAGAGCAAAAGAAAAUUUUUGAGGAGUGCUAUGGACAAUCUGAUGUAGAAAAAGUAAAUCGUGUAAAACAACUCUAUCAGGAGCUUGGUAUAUCAAAUACUUAUGCUAUUUACGAAGAAGAAACAUAUAACUUACUACAUACACAUAUACAACAAAUAUCUCGUGGACUUCCACAUGAUCUCUUCUUAAAGUUACUUAACAGAACAUGUCGUAAAAUAGGUCGAAAGGACUAAUUAUAGAAUUAAAAACGACAGAUAUUAAUUAUUAUUAUAAUUUAAGGAAAUACAUAUGUGUUUGUAUUUUCUUCUCUCUGCGACAGAGAUUAAAUAAGGACCAGUAACACUUUACCUUUAAUGAUUAAAUUCUGUCGUAACAAGAUAAGAUCAUAAACAGAGACAAUAAUUUCUUACUACAAAUACAUUGUUGCUGAAGUGCACAAUGUUAAUGAAAAUGCAAAUGAUAGAGAAAUGUUAAUUCACAGUUAAAAAGGUGUAAUAUUUUAUAUUUUAUAUGGUAUAGGAGAUAUAUUUCAUACGAUGUUUUAUAUGAUACAUUUUUUUGACAAGUUGCAUCUUUUUUAUUUGAAAACAACUGUAUAAACUUAACAUUUUCGUUUAUAUGUUUAAAAGAUUAAUAAAAGAGAUUUUAAGAUGA
Molecule: messenger RNA, 2128 nt
Organism: Bombus huntii
Lineage: Eukaryota; Metazoa; Arthropoda; Insecta; Hymenoptera; Apidae
Gene: Fpps
Product: farnesyl pyrophosphate synthase
Exons: 7
Coding region: 583-1707 (374 amino acids)
Biological process (GO): trans, trans-farnesyl diphosphate biosynthetic process
Cellular component (GO): cytoplasm
Molecular function (GO): (2E,6E)-farnesyl diphosphate synthase activity; dimethylallyltranstransferase activity
Source: RefSeq, a predicted model, not a curated record